Caenorhabditis bovis is the source of this 3726-nucleotide messenger RNA. The record is from the annotation of a GenBank genome assembly. NCBI's taxonomy places the organism in Eukaryota, Metazoa, Nematoda, Chromadorea, Rhabditida, Rhabditidae.
AUGAUCGACACAUUGACAGCACUCGUGCUAUUCCCAUGGAAAAGGAACAAGUCCGUCAUUCGAUCCUCGUCAACUGGAUCGUAUCCGUAUCCUCGGACUCACACAACUCUUAUGGUCAUUCCGUCAACAAGACCACCUCCACCGCCACAGCCGACCAAAGUUUUUGUGGGAGCUCGACGAAGGCCGCCACUGAAUCGCGCAUGUCCUCCGAUUCCGGAGAGCAAGAGCAAUGAAUCGAUAAUGAGCCAUGCAUCGAGAAUCUCUGAAAAGCAAAAAGAGCAAGCCAAGGAGGAGGAGGAGGAGGCCAACGAUUUGGUCAUCGAGAAUCGAAGUGCCGUCGACUCGUUGUUGCGUCUUGACGCCAAUUCCAAUAUCAAUUCGAAUUGUUCAAUUGUCGCAAAAUCGCUGAAAAUUGAGAAGAAGAAAAUGUCGUCGGCGCCGCGGAGCCCGCUGAUGAGUGUCGCGCACAGCGUCAAGAGCAAAUUCAGCAAAAUCACGCAUCUCGGACGAAACUCUUCCGAAUCAUCGUCGUCGGCGAUUAAGACAAGCCAGAGCUUCUCCGGUGUUCGACAACCGAAGACGAUUCCGAAGCGAAUCGAUCAGAACGCGAAUCGCGUCAUCAAAUCGUCGUCUAUGGAUGUGUCGCAGCCGUCGACAUCAAAGGUUUCAAUUCCGCAAGAUCCGACUCCAUUGAUCGACGACAAGAUUGAAGAGGUCUCCGAGACGGGCCUGAUUCAUAAAAGCGAGCUCGCUCCAUCGAAACCAAUGGAGCACGUUUGUGUCAAACUUGAAGAAGAUGUUCUCGUCGUUACGAAAGAGUUUGAUGAGAAAUAUCCAGGGCAGAAACGAUCUGUGAGUCCGGACCCUCCAAUUUUCGAAGAUGUUAGCGUGAAAGUGGAUGAGCCAGUGAAUGUUGAAGUUGUUGAACAAGCGGCGAAGGAGACGGUGGUCAUGUUUGAUGCGAACGCAAAUCCAAAGACCCCUGGUCCGACGAGACGAGUCACGUCUCCUGACCGAUUUGUGUUGACUGUGAAGACUCCAGAAGCGCUUCGGAAACAUAAAACAUUGAUAAUCGAGGAGAGACCAGCGGAUCAAGAGAUUCAGUGUGUGACGAUGAAGACGGUGAAAGUCAAGGAAAUCAAAGUCAAAGAGGAAGUCUAUGAGGAGCCGACGCCGCCGGAAAAAUUCAUACUGAAAGUGAAAACGCCGGAAGCGUUGCGACGGCAUCAUACGUUCACGAUUCGCGACAAAUCGCCGGAACAAAUCGAGGAGGAACGCAAAUCGCGCAUCGCCAAAUCGCAUUCCGACGUGCACGUCAGCAAAAAGGCGAAGAAGCUCGUUAAACAAAAGUCGGAGCCCGAGAAAUUCGUUUCGCCGGAGCGAUUUAUUCUCACCGUCAAGACGCCAGAAGCGCUCAGGAAGCAUAAGACGUUGGUUAUUGGCGAGAAGGAGGCGGUUCCAGAACCAAUUGUGCACACUGAAGUUCAAGAAGAAGAGGUGACGAAGAAGGCUGAAAAGAAGAUCAAACGAUCAGAAUCCGCGAAAGUUGACGAGAUUCGCGAUCAGGAGAAUCCGACAAAAUUUGUGAUGAUCAUGAAGACUCCAGAAGCGCUUCGACGACAUCACACAUUCACUGUUGGCGAUCGUCCCAAAUCGCCCGACUAUCCUUAUAUAGAAGAGGGCGAGAUCACCGAGCCGAUUGCUACUGUUGGUCCGCCUGCCGAGAGAAAACGAAAAGAGGAGGCGAAAGAGGCGAAGCGCAAAGAGUGGGAGAACUACGACAAACCACCGGAGAAGAAAUUCAUUCUCACCACAACGACGCCGAUUACACUCCGCAAAUACCAGACAUUCGUUGUUGAGCCGAAAGACGAGAAGAAGGUCGCGACGUCGACGAGUGCCGAUGCCGUCACAAUGACGACCAAGAAGAACAAGAAGAUCGAGAGAAGCGAAUCGACUGAUUCGAAGAAGCACAGCUAUUUGAGGCGUCUGCAAUUCGAGCUAUUCCGUGGAAGAAGUCGAGAGAGGGGAUCGGAGAGAAAAGAAAAACGACAAAAAUCUCUUGAUGAGCGGAAACCACAAUCAACGCAGAAGUAUGUUCUUUCUACGACAACUCCGAUAAUGAUGAGGAAGUAUCAAACAUUCUCAAUUGUCGACACCAAGGCUGAGGUCGAGGCUCCUGAAAACACGAAUCUCGAAUCUAUCGCAGCAGCAUAUCGAAAAGAGAAAUCGUUUGAUGAUGAGAAGACGACGUCGCCGGUGAAGACAUCUGACUUCUAUUCGAUCACUGCCACCACUCCACUAGCGAAGAGGAGAAGUCCACCGCAAGAGGAAGAUCGAGCAUCGUUUAGUCCGCAUUCGAGAAAAGAGCUCUCACCGGAACCGCGAAAACUGUUCGUGAUGGGUGGUCGAAGGUCGACGACACCAAAUGACGAGCGCAAGCCAAUGGAGCCGCCGCGAAAUUUGAACCUCGACAGAAGCCAAUCGGACAACGCCGAGCAGCUCGAAGAGCAGAAAUCAACAAUGUCUGGCGAUUUGACCUCGCCGGAAGAGGAAAUCCCGAUGGACACGAAUUUGACGCCAACGACCGACGAGGUGCACGUGAUAUCACGGAAAAUUGAGGGAUUGAUGGCGUCGCCAAUUGAAGAAGAGCCUGAAGGACUCACGUCGUCGAUUCGAGAUGUUUCGAUCAAAGAUGAGGUGCCGCAGCAAAGAGCCGCACCUGUGUUCACACCGCCGACGCCGCCGAAAGAGCAAUUCCCGUUCACGAUGACGAAAUCGACGUCGACGUCGUCGGCAGAGUCAACGUCGAGAGCGAAGCCAACGCAGCUACCGAUUAUGAGAGCAAUUCCGGUGAUUGAUCCAAUGCAUAUCGUUGAGUUGAAGCCCGACGAACACAAGAAAUCUGGCAAAAAAGAGUCGUCGCACAAAUCGCAGAUUGCCUCCAAGUCGCUUCGCAACGCCGGCAAAAUGUUGACACCGUCGUUUUUGCGCAAGGAUCGCAAGGCAUCGAAAAAGAAGGUGUAUCUGAAAACAACGACGACUGGAAGAGAGCACAUCUCGGAGAAAAUUGAUAGACGAGCACCACUUGCCGAAGGCGAAUCUUCAGUGGUCGCGAAUUCGCCACUCGUUGAAAACUUGCCGAUCACCUACGAGAAAUGGAGCACGAAGAGUCCGAGGCCCGAGAAACGCUUCUCAGAGACGAUUCCUGAAGAGACAACGGUUGUCGGAAGCGGCGUCGACGCCAACGCGAAUAGCCUUCAAUCACCGCAACACGUCCAUCAUAUUCAACUUCAGAAGCAGCAGCAGCAGCACGACACCGGACUCAUCGACGACGACAUUCUUGACCAGCCGAUGCUCGUUGGAGACAGCUUCUCUCAUUCGUCUUCCAUUGAUUGCCUUUCGAUUCAUCAGAAAAUGAAUGAGAGCAUUAUGUCAAUUGAUCGUUCGCUCACACAUGAUUCAAGAAGUGCGAACAAUCGGGAUCGACAGAAUAGCAACAUAAACCACUGUCAAAAUUACACGAGACAAAUCGAUGUUGGAUUAUCGGAUAUCGCCGAUGUUAAAACACAACUCCAAAAUCUCAACAAAAUUGUCAACGAACUUGGAAUUGACAGCUGGGAGGAAGAAAUUAUACGAUUACGACGUGAAAACGAGCAACUACGUCGUCAACUCGCUGAGAAAGACGCCACCAUAGCAGCAUUACAGUCGCAAACGAUUUCUUCGUAA